This is a messenger RNA of Callorhinchus milii (elephant shark), 796 nucleotides long. RefSeq names its product growth arrest and DNA damage inducible beta (gene gadd45b). NCBI's taxonomy places the organism in Eukaryota, Metazoa, Chordata, Chondrichthyes, Chimaeriformes, Callorhinchidae. Gene Ontology annotation, cellular component: cytoplasm; nucleus. Gene Ontology annotation, biological process: regulation of cell cycle. The record is from RefSeq and is marked provisional.
UCAAACUACAGAUAAAGAUACAAAGCUUCAGAUCUCACACCAGAAACCCUUUGGAUUCUUCUCUUCUCGAACUGGGGAUUGUUACUCACUUGUUUCCUUUGCACAACGAGAACUCAACGUGUCUGUUUUGUUCCUCAUCUCUCUUUUUUUUAAAAAAAAAUAUUUUUUUCCAAAGAAAAAAAGAAGAGAACCUAUUUGGAUUUACUUGCUCCCAAACAUGACUCUGGAGGAAAUCACUGGGACUGACAACACAAGCAAAAAGAUGCAGACCAUUGAUCAAGCUUUGGAAGAAUUGCUGGUCGCUGCUCAACGACAGGACUGUCUCACAGUCGGGGUGUACGAAUCAGCCAAGUUAAUGAAUGUAGAUCCUGACAGUGUUGUGCUGUGUUUGCUGGCGGCUGAUGAGGAGGACGAAGGGGACAUCGCUUUGCAGAUCCACUUCACCCUGAUCCAGGCUUUCUGCUGCGAUAACGACAUCAACAUCGUGCGGUUGCGAGGAGUCACUCGUUUGGAGGAGCUGUUGGGGGUCGGGGAAGAGGGUUCUGAACCCAGGGACAUGCAUUGCAUCCUUGUCACGAAUUCUCACACCGAUGCCUGGAAAUGCGACGCUCUGGAAGAAGUAGGAAGCUACUGCGAAGAAAGCAGAAGCAAGAACCAGUGGGUCCCUAUUGUGUGUCUGCAAGAGCGCUGAAGACGGAAAAGAGUGCUGUGUUUUUUUUCCCUCACACACAAAAAAAAAAAUGACCCACGAAGCAGAGAUUGCGAAUGGGGUUGAAAUAUCGUUGUUUGCAAAGCU